Messenger RNA from Paramormyrops kingsleyae, 3659 nucleotides. It is a transcript of the gene trib2, whose product is annotated as tribbles pseudokinase 2. Gene Ontology annotation, biological process: regulation of MAP kinase activity; protein phosphorylation; positive regulation of proteasomal ubiquitin-dependent protein catabolic process. The record is from RefSeq and is a predicted model, not a curated record. NCBI's taxonomy places the organism in Eukaryota, Metazoa, Chordata, Actinopteri, Osteoglossiformes, Mormyridae. Gene Ontology annotation, cellular component: nucleus. Gene Ontology annotation, molecular function: mitogen-activated protein kinase kinase binding; protein kinase activity; ATP binding.
AGUGCGCGGCGUGCGUGUGCGUGUCUGGCUGAUCCGUGAAUGGGGCGCUGCUUUUGGCUCUCGGUCUCGGUUUGGCAGUGACACCGCUGGGGGACGAUGCCUUGUUGAAAAGGGGGGGACAGGCCCCGGGGAGAUAACGGCCAUCCCUUUGCACCUAAUCGCAGCUCCGAAACUUUGGACAAAAAUAACCUGGAUUGGAGGACUUCUUACACGCAAUAUACAUUCAGCUUUUUUUCCCCUCAAGAAACGAAACGUGACUUAAUAUAGCUGCUGACCUCCACGAUUGCUUGCCGAGUCUGCCAGCGAGAUACAUGGAUAUAAAUUGUGGGAGGCGCCUGAGAGCGACCCGAGCACACAAUGCAGGACAUCUGAUGGAAACGGACGUGUAGUUUUCGCCUUAUUUGCUUUUGCACGGGAAGCCGCAAAACCGGCGCCCGGUUCGGACCUGUGCUCAUCCUCCGUGCGCGUUUUGCGGCUCAUCUGUAACUUGCGGCUUCUGUCUAUUAUUCGGCGUGAUCUGAAUCAAUGAAGGCUGGCACCGGUUCAGCUAGGAAGCUACCUCGCUAGUUUUGAUAACUAAUUAGUAUCCUUUUUUCUUCUUGUCCUUUGAAAUAUGUGUUGUUGGGAGACUUUACUGUAUCCCUAAAAUAGCCCGCUAUUGCUUUGUUUCACAGAACUAGCUAGCGAAGUACAGGUACACAGUUUUGCGAGCUGCAUUUUAUAAAAACCCAUUUGGUUAGUGAAAAUAGACUUUAGGGUUAAUAGUUUCCGAUACGGUCUCUAAAACAGUUUUGUUCAUUUUUAGUGUUCAAGUCACUGUUUUGAACAAGAACAUUGUUUUGUUUUUAACUUAGGCUACCUUUUUGGGGUUUUGCAGGGAGUGUUAAACGAAAAGAAAGUUUUACAAGGUUUGAUGAUUGAACAACUAUGAGCAGUGUGUGAAUCUUCCUAGCGAUUUUUUCCCCGUUAUUGACAUUUUAAGGUUAACUGGAGCCCGGCUUUUACUCGAAGGCCAAUUUCUUUGUGGAGUAAAAUAUUGAAUACCCAUGAACAUACGGAGGUCAAACCCCAUAAAUAUAACGCGUUAUGGGAGAACGAGGCAUAAAUCUCACGACUUUGACGAUUUGUCUUCUCUGAGGACUACGGAAUCGGUGCAAAGUUUCAGCCCAAAUUUAGGAUCCCCAACUCCUCCAGAGACACCCAGUACUUCUUACUGCAUUUCUUCCAUUGGAAAAUACUUAUUGCUGGAGCCGCUCGAGGGGGACCACAUUUUCAGAGCUGCCUACAUACAUAGCGGAGAAGAGCUCAUUUGUAAGGUGUUUGAUAUCACGCGCUAUCAGGAGUCGCUAGCGGCCUACUUCUGCUUGUCCGCACACGAGAACAUCAACCAGAUAGUGGAGAUCCUCCUGGGCGACUCCCGGGCCUACGUGUUCUUCAGGAAGAGCCAUGGGGACAUGCACUCCUUCGUCCGCACCUGCCGAAGGUUGCAGGAGGCCGAGGCUUCCAGACUCUUCUAUCAGAUAGCCUCGGCCGUCGCCCAUUGCCAUGACAACGGACUCGUGCUCCGAGACCUGAAGCUGAGGAAAUUCAUCUUCCCGAGUGAGGACAGGAGUCUCAUCAAACUGGAGAGCCUGGAGGACGCCUACAUCCUGCAGGGGGAGGAUGACUCGCUGUCAGAUAAGCACGGCUGCCCGGCCUACGUCAGCCCGGAGAUCCUCAACACCACGGGCAGCUACUCCGGCAAGGCGGCUGAUGUGUGGAGUUUGGGAGUCAUGCUCUACACCAUCUUGGUGGGCCGCUACCCCUUCCACGACGUGGAGCCCAGCUCACUCUUCAGCAAGAUCCGCCGUGGGCAGUUCAGCAUUCCGGAAAGCCUCACGCCUAAAGCCAGGUGCCUGAUUCGGAGCAUCCUGCGCAGGGAGCCUGCUGAGAGGCUCACGUCCAGGGAAAUCCUCGACCACCCUUGGUUCUCCUCCAGCAUCCGUUCCACGGUCUUGGGACAAGGCAAGCAAGACAAGGAGACGUCGGAUCAGGUCGUCCCCGAUGUCAAUAUGGAGGAGGAUUUGGACAAAUUCUUUAUCUGAGCAGCCAGAGAUGGGAUCUGCUCUUAAAAUGUGCAAAAAAUGGAACAAAAAAACAAGUGUCCCAAACCCAGACAUAGACUGGUCUGCUGUCAGGUUCCAGCAGUGUCAGCCAGUCUCUAUACCCCCCAGAAGCCCCCGUAUGUGUGAAAUGCCCUCACAGUGUAGCAGAUGCUCAGAAGUGGUGCUUUCGGGUUUGGUCAAUGACCCGUUAAAGAAUCCGUUUCCGGUCGAAGGACACAAUUGCAAUUCAGUGAGCUACUCCAAAAUCAAUCCCCCCCCCCAACUGCUGUAAUUUUUGAUUGUUAUGCGACCCCAUCUUUUAUACACUUGGACAUGGAACAAUAUGGAUGAGAACAAACAGCUUUUUGUUAGUAUCCUAAAUAAUAUAUUUAACUUUUUACCCCUUUUAUUUAAUCCUCCUCCCCCCCAAAGAAAAUUAGGCACCUCUUAUUUGUUCGGUUAAGCUAAUAGCAAGGCUGUUCUACGCCCCUCCUCUGUUCCAGUUUAUUUAAAAUCCGCUUCCAGAUCAGGUUAUUGUGCACUAUUUGUAAAGGUCUACAUGUGUAAAUGUAUCCCGUGUUCACUCGGUAGCUAACACAGGAAACACACAUGCCUAACUCCUAGUUUAUUGGCACCAAACCUCCCCCAAUUUUACCAUUUAAGUGCUUUAUUUAAUAAAUUGCAGUGUUUUGUUUUCAGAGAGUCACUUUGUUUAAUAUAUAUAUAUAUAUAUAUAUCUGUUACGUACAUGGACACGGGGCAGGUCUAACAGCAAGACCUGUCUUACGUUUAGAAUAAUCAAUUUGACUCGCGCCAGUGUUUGCAUCACCACUGCUUUGUGAUGACUUUCCACGUCGUUUUAAUUCCUUUUGCCCAGAAAUCGUAGUUGUAGAAGAUGCUACUAUGACUAGUUUCCAGUAUGUAGUUUACUAAGCCUGAACAGGCUGUGCGACGCCUGUGUUCUGGAUGCAUAGAAUUGGAUAUUUCGUGCUAAACUUUACUUGAAUAUGUGUUUUAUAGAUUGUGGCAUAUGCCCUACGGAUGCUAUAGCCAGCUAGAGGCUGAGUGUGUGUUGGUCGUUUGUAGAAGUUUGACUUGCACAAAAAUGUUCUGAUGGCAAUAGGAAAAAUGAUUGGUUCUCUCUCUUGACCAAUCAGAUUGUAGAUAAGGUAGGUUCAAGCAACUAGAGGAAGUGGGACCAACCAGUCAGACGACAUGGCCCCACCUGCUCUACAAUCUGAUUGGUAUCUGUGAACCAAUAAUUUUUCCUUCUGCCUUCAGAACAUUUUUGUGUAAGCAAGACUCCCACAAGCUGGUUGGACGCUCAGUCUGUCUGUCCAUCAGUCUUUUCCACUUCCUGUAUUAUUUCUGUUUUAAAUUGUAAUUUUUUUUUUUACUCUUAAGUUGGUGCUGAUUUGGUGCUAAUGUCUAAGGAGCCUUUUUCCUUUUUUUCCCAGGAGGGGUUCCUGAAUUAUGUGCAUGAUGAGUUCUCAUUGCCUCUGCCGUCGAUUUUGUCAUGUAUCUGGUUCGAUGUCUUGUCUAAAUUUACUCCUUAAAUAAACCUUGAACUCCAUA